Lymnaea stagnalis (great pond snail) is the source of this 1744-nucleotide messenger RNA. The record is from the annotation of a GenBank genome assembly. Lineage: Eukaryota; Metazoa; Mollusca; Gastropoda; Lymnaeidae.
GUAGCGAUAAUAUCACACAUGACGUCAUUGUUUUGUAUGACCUCCACGGAGCAGAGAUAAGGCGAUACAAAUCAUCAAAUGUUGAAGUUAACGCUACAAUGUUGGAGACAGGUAUUGUACACACACCUUCGUAUUAUUUUGUAUUUUUUAAAAUUAAAUUUACGAAAUGCUAAUACUAUAUAGGGUAAACAUACAAGAAAGCCUAUUUCUACUUUAAAAGUGCAAGGCGUUGAUAAUUUUAAUUUAAAAAAAAAGAUAAUUAAAAAAAUAAUGUUAAAAAAAAUUCGAAAUAUCGAACAUACAAAACUUUUUUAAUCCAUUUAAUUUUCUAAGCAAGUGUUCAAUUUGCUGAACAGGGUAGAUUAAUAUUUUUCACAUGCAAAGUUAAUUUUUAAAAAUUUAUACGUUUAAUGUGUGUAAACUUUGGCAAUGGAAAUAUACUUAUUUUUACUAAAAAAAAAUUGACCCUGAUGAGGUCCAUGACAUAAUACAAUAUUACUUCGGCCACAUUUCUAAAUAAAUGUGUCGAUUGACAUUUCCCCCUUUUCUUUUACACAUAACACUAUGUGUAUUAAUUUCUAGGCUUCAUUUGUCGAGCAACACAUAUUUUGGGCUGGGAAAGUGACCCUGUAUUUUAUAAGCCGAAACGUAAGUAAACAUAUUGUAUUUGUAUGUGUAUGUGUAUGUGUGAGUGUGAGAGAGUGUGCGUUUAUUUGUUUAUUUGUGUUUUAAACAUAUUUUUGUUUGUUUUACAGUCAUUAAAUAAAAAAAAAUAAUAAUAAUUCUGCGCUAAGUUAAAUACUUCACUGUCUAUCACAUCACAAGGUUCAUUGAAUUAGAAAAAGCUUGUAGAAUUUUAAAUUUUAAACAAAAAAGAUAAUCAUGCACUUUUAGCAACAGCUUAUUUUUUUUAAUGUAUGAAUUGACAUAUGUUUGUAUGCGUGUAGCCGAUGGCUCUAACAGAAACAGGAUAAUAUGGAUAUCUUCUUUGGCAAGUGGAAGUCUAUUUGUGAUAAUUAGUAUUAUCGUUGUCUGCUGCACCUUAAAAAGGAAAGGUAAAUAUCGUGUUUUGUGGAUGUUUUAAAUGUAAAAAUUAUUAGUUUUAUUUUAUAUCUAGGCACUCGCUACAUUUAUGUAAUGUUUCUAAUGUUAAAUUUCUAUUUUUUGUGUGUAAGUAAAUAGUUGUUUUUCAUGGUUUUUAUUUAUUUAUUUUUAAAUUAAUUUUUUCAACGUAUUAUUUUUUUUUAAAAAUGAGAUCAAUUUGCUACUUAAUAUUUAAGACGUGGGUUGAAGCAUAAAAUCUACAUGCAAUUUUUAUGUUUGUUUGAAUGUGAACACAGUUUUGAUAAAGAAAACAGUAGGAAAUGCUUCUUCAGACUACGGCUAUUUGGACGUUUCGCCAUAUACCGACGCAAGCAUGCGUUUAGAAAUAUUACAGCUGUUAACACUUACUGGUGGCCAAAUACAGGACCUCAACAGCUAUUCCACACUAGACAAUUCAAUGACAGGAAUGAAACGAAUGAUAUACCCUAAUGCAAUCUACAACACGAUUGAUUAAUGGAAACAUUAAGUUAAACACACGUUUAUAUGGUCACAUUUGUUUAGUCAUGAAGCUUUGAUUACUUGAAUGAAUGUAAUGUAUUUUUUUUUAAUAAAUUUGAUUCUACAUGUGCAAUGAAAGGAUUCUAUGUAAACUCUCGGGAUAUUAAAAAUAAUAAGUUAAAAUAUGUUUCCAAUUUCAUUU